AUGCUCGUCCCGUCGGAUAUGAUUGCGGCGCAGUCCAAGAUGGUCUAUCAGAUGAAUAAAUAUUGUGCCGAUCGCGUACAAGUGCGUAAAGCACAAAUCCACAAGCAAAUACUCGAGGUGUGUCGCAUCGUGCAAGACGUCCUGAAGGAAGUCGAGGUGCAGGAGCCGCGCUUCAUCUCCUCACUAAACGAUUACAAUGGCCGCUUUGAGGGUCUCGAAGUGAUUUCGCCCAACGAAUUUGAAAUCGUGAUCUAUCUCAAUCAGAUGGGUGUGUUGAACUUUGUCGACGAUGGCACACUGCCCGGCUGCGCGGUACUCAAACUAAGCGACGGCCGCAAGCGCUCCAUGUCCCUUUGGGUGGAAUUCAUUACCGCGUCCGGUUAUUUAUCCGCGCGCAAGAUACGCUCUCGCUUUCAAACGUUGGUGGCGCAAGCUUGUGAUAAGUGCGCCUAUCGUGAUAUUGUCAAAAUGAUCGCCGACACGACGGAGGUGAAGUUGCGUAUACGCGAAC
Rhagoletis zephyria (snowberry fruit fly) is the source of this 511-nucleotide messenger RNA. RefSeq names its product protein mab-21-like. The record is from RefSeq and is a predicted model, not a curated record. Lineage: Eukaryota; Metazoa; Arthropoda; Insecta; Diptera; Tephritidae.